Molecule: messenger RNA, 2203 nt
Organism: Manihot esculenta (cassava)
Lineage: Eukaryota; Viridiplantae; Streptophyta; Magnoliopsida; Malpighiales; Euphorbiaceae
Product: protein tesmin/TSO1-like CXC 5
Exons: 8
Coding region: 248-2059 (603 amino acids)
Biological process (GO): regulation of DNA-templated transcription
Cellular component (GO): nucleus
Source: RefSeq, a predicted model, not a curated record
CUGACGAGGGAGAGAGCUCGGAUAUAAUUAUUGAAAAAAAGCAAAACCCUCAGCUUAGCUCCCUAAUCUUUCAGAACUCGUUCGUUCCUGAGCUUGAGCUUGUCGUUUGCUCUGCUUGUCUUGCGGAUUUGAAUGUUCGCCUUGAAGAUUCAAUACUUUGUUUUAGCUAGUGAUUUUUUAUUGAAAGACUGAGAUUUGCGUGGCAAUUGGAGUUGUUUUCUUUUUGCGAUUUAUUUUAAAAAAAUUGAUGGAACAAAGUGAAGCGAUUUCCGAUUUUGCGCCAAAAAAACUGGCGCGGCAGUUGGAUUUUACGGCGGUUUGUAGAGCAUCAGCGAAUGUGGUUUUGCCGCCGUCGCAGGCUUCACAAUCACAUAUAAAGUUACAGCCACAUGCACCGCAGCCGUCAUCGCAACAGGUUCAACCGCAGCCUCUUUUGCAUUUACAAUUACAAACGUCACCGAAGCAGCCGCAGGCAAUGCCUCAAUUGCAUGCCCGGCCGCAGCAAGUGCCGGUGGUGCGUCGGAUUCCUCAUCCCGUGCAGAAACAUCCGCUUCCAACAAUGCCGCUGUCCAAGCAAGAGUCUCCUGGAUCACGUCCGAGAAAUAAUGCUGAAGCAAAAGAUGGUACUCCUAAGAAACUAAAGCAAUGUAAUUGCAAAAAUUCGCGAUGCUUGAAAUUGUAUUGUGAGUGCUUUGCUGCUGGGAUCCAUUGUAAUGGUUGCAAUUGCUUAAAUUGUUACAAUAAUGUGGAGCAUGAGGCAACUAGGCAAGAGGCUGUUGGAGCUAUCUUAGAGCGCAAUCCACAUGCUUUUAGACCUAAGAUUGCUAGCAGCCCGUGUGGAUCUCUGGAUACAAGAGAAGAUCCAAGGGAAGCUCAAAUGAUUGGAAAGCACAAUAAAGGAUGCCACUGCAAGAAAUCAGGCUGCCUCAAGAAAUACUGUGAGUGCUUCCAAGCCAAUAUUUUGUGCUCUGACAAUUGUAAAUGCAUGGAUUGCAAGAAUUCUGAAGGAAGUGAAGAAAUGAGAUCUCUGUUUCUUGGCAAUCAUAAUGGCACAACCUGCAUGCAACAAGCAGCAAAUGCAGCUAUUAAUGGCGCCAUUGGAUCAUCUGGCUAUGGGACCCCUAUAGCAUCCAAGCAUAGAAAAAGUGAGGAAAUCCUAAGCAGUGUUGCAACUAAAGAUCAAUCUGCAAAAUAUGAAAAGGAAAACCAUGUGAGGAAUUCUGCAGCUUCUUCUCCUUCCUUCUCUGCCCCUGUUUCACAUUCUGCUAAUGCAACUGCAUUGGGAGCUUCAAAGUUCAUAUACAAGUCUCCUCUGGCAGGCAUACUUCAACCACAGGAUGUGAAGGAGAUGUGCUCACUCUUGGUCAUACUUUCAGAGGAAACUAAAAAGGCACUUGAAGGGAAAAAGGAUAAGCAACCGGAAAAAGGAAACGAUCAUUUUUUUGAACCUACUUCUGCUUUGUGCAUACAAGGGAAGGAAGAUAAUGUAAAUGGACCUGAUAUCCAUAGAACUUUGCCUGAUGAUUGUGUAAAUGGGAUCAAAGCAGGAAGAGAGAGAAACAAUGGUUCAGGAACUGGAGGUGAUCUUGAAAAUGGAAGGCCAGCAUCACCAGAAAUUGAUUUGAUGUGCCAUGAACAAGAAAUGGUAUUCAUGGAAGCUGGCCCAGCAGCUGGGAUAGGAGGGCUUAGUCAAAACAAAACUCAGAUAUCAUCUAACGGGCAUGAGUGCUCAGAGGUUUAUGCUGACCAAGAAAAGCUCAUUUUGACCAGGUUCCGGGAUUUUCUCAAUAGGCUCAUCACAUGUGGGAGCAUAAAAGAAACAAUGAACUCUCCAUCAGCCAAGACUAAAAUGGAGAACCAACAAGAACCAGCAGAUAGAUUGAUCAUUCAUGCUGGAACGGAAAUUGGAAAUCACAAGAAGGCUUACAGUAAUGGUGACGCCAAAUCUUCUGUAGUGGCAACUUCUUCUAAUGUUGUUCUGCCUUUAGUAUCUGCAAUGCCUGUUAAAAAUGGAGAUAUUAAUCCAGAGAAGAAGGCUAAAUUGGAGGAAAAUAGUUGAAAGUAGCAUCAUUAUUAUGCAAUGAAAUGAAGCAACCAUUUCCCGCUAUUCUACAUGCAAUACUAGGUCUUGUUGUCGGAAUUUUCUUCUUGACAAAUUAAUUUUUGAUUAUUGAAAUAAAUAUUUUCGAUGGUUGCUAUGCGA